CGUAUUUGGUGUUAUUUUCACGUUUUCUGCUAACCCGGUCAGCCUGGCACGUCCCUGUCACAGUGCUGCAGCCCAGCUCGGGCAGCAUUACCCGAGUGCUUAUAGCAGUGCUCUUUGUUUUGUUUGGUUUUUUUUCUUUUUCCCUUUGGACUUUGUGAGGCUUGAGUGUGAGGCUUCCUUGACGGUGCUGUGGGAUUGUAUGGUAUGAAAAAAGCUGCUGGCAGCAACAGCCAGAGAUCUUGAGGUUUUCUUUUGCUGCCCUGCACCUGUUCUGCAGCUCUGCUACAAAGAGGUGACACCAAGGAAAGCCUUUAACGCCUGUGGGGAUUCCAACAGGAAAAUUUUCUUGACCUUGUGUCUGGGUAGUUCUUGAGGAUGGCAAGCAAAGGAUCCACAGCUUCUGCAUCAACCAAGAGCUCCAGCACUGGAGGGACCAGUGGCAGCAGCAGUAACGGUCCCGGGGACAACACUAAUCAGGACAACACUUUUGAAUGUAACAUCUGCUUGGACACUGCCAAGGAUGCAGUGAUCAGCUUGUGUGGGCACCUCUUCUGUUGGCCUUGUUUACAUCAGUGGCUAGAGACCAGGCCAAACAGGCAAGUGUGUCCUGUAUGCAAAGCAGGAAUCAGUCGAGAUAAAGUUAUUCCUCUGUAUGGAAGAGGUAGCACUGGGCAGCAGGACCCCAGAGAGAAAACUCCACCACGACCCCAAGGACAGAGACCUGAACCAGAGAACAGAGGGGGAUUCCAGGGCUUUGGCUUUGGCGAUGGUGGCUUCCAGAUGUCCUUUGGGAUUGGGGCGUUUCCCUUUGGUAUAUUUGCAACAGCCUUCAACAUAAACGACGGGCGACCUCCUCCAGCUGUUCCAGGGACUCCUCAAUAUGUGGAUGAGCAGUUCCUUUCCCGCCUCUUCCUGUUUGUGGCACUGGUGAUAAUGUUCUGGCUGUUGAUUGCAUAAAUCUUUUCCAUUAUUCUAUAUAUUCAUGACCAACAAGGCCACUGAAACAGUUACAAACUGCAUCCCCAUCCCACUUUAAACCUCUUGGUCUGGUUCCGUAGCUAACUAUGGGCUUCAGGAAUUGGUGGUACCACAGCACAAUGAGGAAUCUCGCAUUUUGCACCAGAGUUGGAAAUUAAACAUUGGUUAAAAAGCGUAUUUCAGCUCAGAUAUCUUGUACAACAGGUUCCUGCCACAAACCACGGGCCUAGCGUUGAGCUGUGCUCCCAAGGGCGUGCUGCUCUGAAAUCCUGUGCCAAUCAGUGACACCAGGUCUGUGGGAAAGACAGGGACCCCCAGGUAGACUGGGCAGGUCAGGAAACUUCUCCAGUGUGACCAGUAUCUCAUGCUUUGCAACCACGAUGGAUCUGCCAGAGCUGCAGAUGUUAUUUAAUGUCUCCAUCAACAUCCAGCCUUCUCCAGGAAAUCAUCUGCAGCACUGCUGACACUCUUUGGGCACAGCAUGUGGUGCAAAUGGAACCAGGUCCGGAGACUGGUUCCUUUUCCUGCUGUUGUUUCCCGGUGUGAUGGAAACCCCUUCCUGAUGCGGUUCUGACGGCUGCUGGAAGAAGGGAUACAAAUUUAUGCUGCAAUUUUUUAAAGCCUGAACAUGCUGGAGCCAGACACUGGAAGAUUCUCUGGCUGUAGAGCUGGGUGGGGCUGGACACAGCUGCUGCCUCACCCAGCCCAGUUCCUCACUGACCAGCAGUGUUGUCUCCCCUGGCUCUGCACAGCCCUGGGGCUGCACUCGUGGAUAAUCCCCUCACCCCACAACCUCGUCACGGUAGCGACAGUUAUCCCCUCCCAAGGCUUUGAGACUUUCUACGCAAGGUCAUGUCCUCCAAAUAAAAUCCUAUUACAGAUCCGAGAUCAGCUCGUUCGGGGAGAGGAACAAAAGGCAUCUUUACGUGAGGUUUGAGGUUAAACCUGUCAUACUGUAAAAUUGCACAGGAGGAAAAAUGAGAUCCUGCCUUUGCCAGCACAUGCACGGUAGGGAGCACUUGGAAGACCUUCUCUCUGCAGGUGCACACAGCUUCUCUGAGCCACAGCAGAACGGCCACAGCACAGGAGUCUCUGCAGUAUCUACCAAAGAGUUUAAUUUGAAGUGCUGGAGGAGACCACAACCAUUAAUGUGCUGAGGGGAUAUUUCAGAAGGUGAGCACUCUGUAGCUGUUUUGGAAUCCUGCUGGGUAUUCAGCUUUAAAGAGUACUCCUGAUGUAUUUGUGUAGAUUCCUUCACAACAGCAGAUAGGAGAGAUUCCCUAGCAAGAUGAACAGUUUUCAUAUUUCUCUGACUAGGCAAUUCCAUUUUUUUUCCUCUUAUUGUUUUUAGAUUGUUUCGAUUCAGGUCGCUGAUAGUCUCAUUGAUUUCCUGCAAGAUGAAUAUUGUGACUUCUCUGGCAAUAGACAGAAAACUGACAAAACAAAUCAACAAAUAGAAACUUUGUUUCAAUA
Neopelma chrysocephalum (saffron-crested tyrant-manakin) is the source of this 2451-nucleotide messenger RNA. RefSeq names its product ring finger protein 185 (gene RNF185). Gene Ontology annotation, molecular function: metal ion binding; ubiquitin-like protein conjugating enzyme binding; ubiquitin protein ligase activity. Gene Ontology annotation, biological process: ubiquitin-dependent protein catabolic process. Gene Ontology annotation, cellular component: endoplasmic reticulum. Lineage: Eukaryota; Metazoa; Chordata; Aves; Passeriformes; Pipridae. The transcript is spliced from 8 exons. The record is from RefSeq and is a predicted model, not a curated record. Bases 376 to 957 code for a protein of 193 amino acids.